Elephantulus edwardii (Cape elephant shrew) is the source of this 669-nucleotide messenger RNA. Its product is annotated as cytochrome b561 domain-containing protein 2-like. The coding region runs from base 1 to 669 and encodes 222 amino acids. Gene Ontology annotation, molecular function: transmembrane monodehydroascorbate reductase activity. The transcript has 3 exons. Gene Ontology annotation, cellular component: endoplasmic reticulum. NCBI's taxonomy places the organism in Eukaryota, Metazoa, Chordata, Mammalia, Macroscelidea, Macroscelididae. The record is from RefSeq and is a predicted model, not a curated record.
AUGGCCUUGACUGUGGAGACCGAAUCGCACAUCUACCGAGUUUUGCGCAUGGCGUCUGGGGCUGCUGCCCACCUUCUGGCUCUGGGCUUCACCAUCUUUGUGGCUGUGCUUGCCAGGCCUGGCUCCAGCCUAUUUUCCUGGCACCCGGUGUUUAUGUCUCUUGCUUUCUCCUUCCUGAUGACCGAGGCACUACUAGUGUUCUCUCCUGAAAGUUCGUUGCUGCGCUCCCUCUCAAGGAAGGGCCGAGCACGCUGUCAUUGGGUGCUGCAGCUGUUGGCCCUACUGUCUGCGCUGCUGGGCCUGGGCCUGAUCGUCCUCAACAAGGAGCAGCAGGGCAAAGCCCACCUGACUACAUGGCAUGGCUGGGCAGGGCUGCUGGCUGUACUGUGGGCGGGGCUGCAGUGCUCAGGUGGAGUCGGGCUGCUGUACCCUAAGCUCUUGCCCAGAUGGCCCCUGGCCAAGCUCAAGUUGUAUCAUGCCACUUCAGGGCUGGUGGGCUACCUUCUGGGUAGUGCAAGCCUCUUGCUGGGUAUGCGCUCACUAUGGUUCACUGCUACAGUCACUGGUGGAGCCUGGUACCUGGCUGUGCUUUGUCCUGUCAUCACCAGCCUUGUCAUCAUGAAUCAGGUGAGCAACGCCUAUUUGUAUCGAAAGAGGAUCCAGCCAUGA